UUUCUAUCUUUUUCAGCAUGACGACGGGAAUGUUGUCAAACCCUGAAGACGACUGUGUUGGUGCAGUACCGUGAUUAACCGCACGGGGGAGACAGAACCGCAUCUAUUGACAGCCCAAGCAGACCAUCGACGUCAUUGCUGCUGCUCGUGUUUGAAACAGCGCACGAAUGAGAGGAAAAUGACCGUCUGUGGAUGAAUGAAGCUAACGGAGACAUCCGGUUGUCCCCAACAGACGUUCUGUACUCCGACUAUGAGCCUCCGGUGUGUUUCGGUGUCAGAGGCACGUUGCUGUCUGGGGGAUUGACGUCUUCCUUAACACCAUCACCGAAAACAUCUGUCCUCCUCUGACGACGUCAUGCCCAUCACCGUCCUCCUGGUCGGAAUUCUGUUUCUCUGUCCGGUUGGCCGAGUAGCCGGUCAGGAAGGAAGCCAGUCACCUGCCCAGGUGCUCCAGGACCUGCUGACCCGUUAUGGGAACAACAGCACCAUCACAGUGCCUCAGCUGCGCUCCCUUCUAGCGGCUCUCAGCCAGGAUCAGAGUGAAAACUUCCAAGAUGUCAGCCACGUGGGUCAGACGACGACCGCCACGCCUCCUAAAACCAACAGGUCAAAGUGCUUGCCUGCAGACACUCUGGCUAUCUACAGCAUCAGUGAGCAGUCACGGCUGGACGAGCAGGGGCUGCAGAGGUUGUGCCCCACCCUGCUGCAGCAGCUCGAUGCCAGAAGCUGCAAGAGCAAAAAGGAGGAGGAGCCAAGCCCUGACCCCUCCCCCAGGCCCACGUAUGCUGAAGUGUGGGGCUUUUCUUUCUUGAGCGUGACGGUGAUCAAUGCCUUCGCCCUCACCGGACUCUUCAUCAUCCCGCUGCUGAAGACGAGUUUUAUGAAACACAUUCUCAGCUUUUUCAUCGCUCUCGCCGUCGGCACGCUCUUCUCCACUGCCGUGCUGCAGCUCCUGCCUGAGGCUUUUGGUUUCGACCCACUGGUGGACUUCUACGUAUCCAAAUCUGCGGUGGUCUUCGGUGGCUUCUAUCUCUUUUUCUUCACAGAAAAAGUUCUCAAGGUUCUCCUGAAGCAAAAGAACGGGGGCCACGGCCACAGUCACUACUCUGCUCCGGACCGGGAUGUGGAGGAGGAGGGGGAGAAGCUGCAGCAGAACGGAGCAGCCGGCAGUCUGGCUCAGGGGAAGCUGGAUGCCGGGGAGGGAGAGCUGAUGCUCAGCCCCGCACAGACGCCACAGGAGACUCCGAGUCCAGAAAGCGGGGCCCGGUCUGGGACCAGUGGCGGCGGCUGCUAUUGGCUGAAGGGAACCACCUACUCUGACAUCGGCACGCUGGCCUGGAUGAUCACGCUGAGCGACGGCCUGCACAACUUUAUAGACGGUUUGGCCAUCGGGGCGUCCUUCACCGCCUCUGUGUUCCAGGGCAUCAGCACCUCCGUGGCCAUCCUGUGUGAGGAGUUCCCACACGAGCUGGGAGACUUUGUCAUCCUGCUGAAUGCUGGGAUGAGUAUCCAGCAGGCUCUGUUCUUUAACUUCCUGUCGGCAUGCUGCUGCUACCUGGGAAUGGGAUUUGGCAUCUUGGCUGGGAACAGCUUCUCUCCCAACUGGAUCUUUGCUCUGGCUGGAGGAAUGUUCCUCUACAUCGCGCUGGCUGACAUGUUUCCAGAGAUGAACGAGGUGAGUCGUGAGGAAGAGGAUGCGGGCGGCAGCAGGUUCCUCAUCACCUUCGGCAUCCAGAACGCGGGCCUGCUGACGGGAUUCUCCAUCAUGCUCCUUCUCACCAUGUAUUCAGGACACAUACAGCUGGGGUAGCCUUCCUUCCCCCACUGGGAUGAAGCGGGCUCAGACGGAGGCAGGAAGACUGAAACUUGUUUCUCUUCAUCCUAACAAAACUGGGGGUGUUAGGUGUGCGGCAGGUACGCACAUGUCUCUGUCACCGAUGUUCUUGUCUUGUUUAGUCCAACAUGCAGUAGAGGAAGAGGGCCUGGAACUUUUCCUGACCGCCGUUUAGCCUCUGUUCUCCAGAGCAGCGAUCCGGUUCUCCUCAUUUAUGACCUCCUGUUUGGAUCUGAUCUGGGACCUGCUGAAGAGCAGAGAACUGAUACGACUCUGGUAAAGCACAAUCAGAGCAGCUGUUCGGAUUCGGGACCCUCAUUCCUCCUCCUCCUCUUCUUUUGGGACCUUAACUGGAAUUAUUCUAACCGGCGUCCAUCUUGAUCCAUUCUGUUUGUAACCCACUAUAAAACACGCUAGCGUGACCUUUCAAGGCCAGCUGUGCUUCAGACCGACGAAGGGCUUCCCGGGGACAACUGCACACGUUACUUUUCUGAGGAAUGAACUUUUCCUCAUCCAUGGGUUAGGGUUAGAGAUUCCUGAUGAAUCCCAGUUCACACCUGUCAGGUGUUACAUGCUUUAGUGACUUGUUCCAGAUAAGAUGCGUUUGUCAGUAGUUAACCGUCUGUGCCCUUCAUCCUAGCAGAAAAUAUCACAGAUGUACUUAUAGGUGAGAGUCCGUUAGUUUUCCUAAAGUUUUCCCAGACUGGUUAACGUGCUACCGGAGUACUGUACGCUGCUCUGUGACAACGCCAUAAGUAUUUAGAGUAAGAACAAUAAUAUUUAAGGUUAACGGUUGUUUUGUACAUUAAAUGUUCUGAGAGACGGCCUCUCCACUUUCACCUCUGGACUCGAGCUGGAUGCAGGAUUCAGGAGCAGAGCGAUGAGAGCCAUUCCUUCGCUAAUGAUGCUAAACGAGACAUUUAGGGUCUCGGAAGGUUCAAAUUUCUGAUUCCUUAAAACGUUUCACUUCCCAUCUGAGGAAUUUUCAGGCAGAAAAAUGCAAGAACAAGAAAAAAGUGUCCAGCUUGACACGCAGGAUGUUCCGAUGUUUUCCGGAUGGUGGAAGUUUGACUCGGACACGGGAAGAACACCGACUUAACCGCCGCGACACCAGAACCAGAGACAGGAAGAGUUUCCUACGGAUCUGCUGCAGCAGCUUGGAGCAGAAGGAGCUCUGUUAGUCCAGAACAAAUUUAUUUAGUUUUAUUUUCUGAUCCAUGAGAGAGAAAACCCUUCCUGGAGCUGGUCAAACUUCCUGUUUGACUCGUGUCCCGCAGGACUCCGUUCAGGGCUCAGAUUAGAUGGCGAAGACAGAACAAAAAUCCUGUUGGACCUCCUGGGUUUGGGAAAGUGAAACGUCUUCAAGAAAAUAAAGAAUUCCUGUUUGUUUUUUCUCUGAGUCAACGGGGAUCAUCCCAGCCUGGAUGGCCUGAGUUGACUGUUCCGAUUCUAGUCUCGUCAUCUUAUGGAAUCACAGAAAAACAAGCUUUGUUUUACUGAAAUGACGAAACCAGGGUGCUCAACAUGCAGCCUGCGGGCCAUUUGUAGCCCUCUGAAUGAUUUCUAGUGGCUGGGAGCACGAACAGUUUUACUGAAAUGCAGAUUUAUGUGCUCUGCUGAUAAAAGGAGACGUAAUCCAGCAGACACGAGAACAGAACUGAGGCCCAAUCCCAAAACUCGCACUGCGCCCCACGCUCUUCUGUGAAGUGCACUUGGAGGAAGUGUGCAACAAGGCUUCGAGUGCGUGGCUCACAAGUGUGUAGAUAGCUGCAGAAUUGAGACGGGAAGCGUUGUGUCAUCGACUGCCACGCAUGCCGGGAUGCUGGUUGCUGUUACUUUUUUCAAAAACCUUUAUUAAUAAGUUUUAAACAAACAGUUAUUUGAAAUAAAUUUGCAUUCAUUGCUGCUUUAAGACACUCAGAGUAUCGACAAAUCGUCCUGAAAUGAACUGCUUUCAUUAGAAAAUACAUACUUGAGCCUUUUCUCCUGCAGUGAUGGAUUGUGAGUAAUACACUUCAUCCAAGUCUGCAGCGAUGCGACCUUGGAUGAAGGGCAGAUCUAGGGUGCAAAAGGGGCGUGAUCAACUUCCGCACUAGAGAAUCGGCACACUCUAAGCGCUCGCACCUCGUUCACGUUUCCAUUUUUAUUUAAGGACAGUGCACAUUAAUCAACAUUCUGUAAAUGUGCCGGUGUUAGCCAGCAGGCUAAUUUUCAGCUGUAGUCCAUUGGCAAGAUGUUCUACUAAGCACAUGACGGCUAAGAAGAAAGAUUAUAUUAAAUGAGCAUAAUAAAUUGCACAAGAAUUAAUAUACGACAAUAAAACACAAAGCCAUUGCACUUACUGGGUUAAAACAUAAAAACAUACAUUCAUAUUCAAUUCAACUUUAUUAACGGACUCAAGGUCCACAUUAAAAAAAAGACAUAAAAACGAUACAAAAGAUUAUAAAAGACAUGCAUACCAGUGUCUCCACAUGGAUGACUGGUAAAGCACUGCACUAAAAUGGGGAUCAACCAGCAUCUGCACAAGUCUGUUCUUAGAGUUCUUCAAUCCCAAGAUAAACCUGUACAUCAAAUUCCUCAUUAUGGCUUGGAAGGUCCCGACAUGAGCAUUACAAAAUAAAAGACUUGCACUACAGGACCGAGGCUUCCCUAGCAGAGUCCUAAAUGCAUCGUUGAAUGCUACUUUAAGCUUAUGCAAGCUGGCUUUCCUAUACUUACACCACAAAGGUGCAGUAUACAUAGGUGUGCAGUAGGUUGUAAAAAGGUGGAUUUUUAUCUUAUCAGAACACGUGUGGAAUUUCCUGACCAAAAUAUUGGCUUGGGCAUACAAAGCGCUACAUUGCCGGUAAAUGUCAUCGUCACAGAGCUGAUCUGUGAUGAUGUGACCCAAAUAUUUCGCUUUGUCACUGACCCUGGUCUGUGUUUUAGCAUGAACCCGUCUAAUUACUGGGAAACCUGCUUUUGACCAGCGUGCUUUUAAUGACUCGGAUUUUCGGCUCCGUUUCGUAUCAGAUUCGUCACGACACAAAAAUCAUCACCAGAACCAUCACAAACACUUCCUCUUGAAAUUUUCCAAACACUAUGCAUUGUUGCCUUGAAAGAACGGGGAAUUUGCGCCCUCCAAUGGCAAAAAACAGAACAAUGCCCUGACAGCAUUUAGAAGAGAGAAGAUCUGGAGUUGCUUCCCUCUAGUGUCUGAAAGCGGGUACUACACGUUUGCUUUUUAUAACCGUUAUGAAGAGAAUAUCUAAGUGUUUUUAUCUUAAUGAAUAUUUAAAAAAAAUCUUAGUCUUUCUCUUUGUUCUCCUGAAAUUUUAACAUUAAAGCUUGGUUAAUGCUUGAUGCAUUUACUUUCUGCUUGGUGAUGCGGCUCGCGGACGGAACGCGCUUCACAACUCGCAGCGUUUAUGGUUCAUGCGGCUUGUCUCUGCGGUGAGCCAAUAUUCUCCCAAACAGUAGGGGGCAGCAUGGAGCUCUGCGGCAUGCAUCCAACACUACACCAUAGUAGACGUAAAAAUUACUGUUGUUUACAACAUGGCAUUCCAGCAUUUUUUAACAGCGUCCUCGUCUUUUCCGACAGUGCGAGCUAUUUCUCUCCAAGAAUUAUUAACGACAUGUUGAUCACGGCGAUCUUUGAGAGCUGAAUCAUACAAAUGUCACUGACACUUAUCUUGUCGACCAAGUAGAAGUCUGGGAAACAGAGAUCCUUAUCCCCUUUGGUUCGACAAAUCAGCACAACACUCUUUUUUUGCAUUAAACUGCACGUCGUACUUCAGCCCAUAUUCAGAGCGUGGGUUUAGCAGCUGCUGAAAUCCAGCACUGCUGGGCGAAAUGAUGGCCAAGUCAUCAGCAAACACGAGCUGAUUAAUCAGAUUGUUACCAAUCCUACAUGCAGCUUUACAUUUCUUGUGUUGAUUUGACAAAUCAUCCAUGUAGAGGUUGAACAGAGCAGGUGGCAGUAGCCCUCCUUGACGCACCCCGUUGUUAACCAUACAACUCAUUGAAAAAUCCAAAGUAGCCAUAUAUCCAUCAAUCUCGCAUACAUCCAAUAGGUUACACAAUAAAGUCUAAAAACAAACAUCCAAUGAUUAUUAUGAGAGGUGUUCACAUUUGUGUGUGUGCUUAAAAGCCCGUUCUUACGACGGAGUGGAAGUGCGAGUUUUGGGAUUCGGCGUAAAACUCCCAUCAGAAACAGGAAGUCUGAUGCUUUUUCACUAAAGAAAAACACUUUAUCCUGUUGUCUUCACAUGAUGUGUAAAGGAUUCCAGUAAAGUUAUUCCUACAUGUUUAAAUCUAAUUAAUCGUGAAACAACGAGGUUUUUAGUCUAGUUUCUUUAGUGGAGAAGGCUCAGAACCGAAAAGUGUUCCUGAAUCCGUCGCCAGUCGUCCUCGUUUCUGAUGAAGUAUUUUUAACUCUCUGGUGUUUUAUAGUUACUGUAACAGAAUAAGUACGCAGUCAUUAUCUGAUGGUGAAGAGAAGAUCUUAGGAUUUCAUCAUGAACAUGGGUUUGUCUGCAUGCACUUCAAAUCAUCUGGAUGUUAGAUUUGAUCUCAACUGAAUUCAUAUUUCAAGACAUUUUAGUCAGAAAGCAUCAGAUUUUACACCUUAUUUAUAUUUCUUUGGCCAAAAUGAAACAACGUUGAUAUCGUUUUAAUAUCAGGUGAUAGUUUUAAUCACGUUAGAUGGUUUCUAUCGAUGAAGGAGCCAUGAAAGGAAGCAGGAAUUAGUCUGGUCCCAGGCACGUUCCUCAGACCUGAUAUCUGUUCGUAUUUAUCGGAGAUAAAACUGCUGCUCCAUAGAUGAGAUUAUUUAUUAAUUUUGAGCCAUAAAAUAUUUAUUUAGUGCUUUAAUCUUGAAGCCAAAGCAGCAAACGAUCUCCUGUUGUUGGUUUUGAUGAAUCUUUGCAGCGUUGGGUGAUUGGUUUGGAUUUCAGCUGAAACCGGAACGCGUUUGGUGAUUUCUGUCUUCUUCCUCUCACACUUCCAGGUCUUUUUGUAUCCUGUGUAGUUUUAGUCUUUCCUGUCAGUUACAGAAACUUUUAUAAACAUUAUUUUCCAUGAAAACUGUGUUUGAGUCUCUUCAGUGAGUUCUGCUUCAGCUGGAGGUGAUUUUGGUUUGACGGAUAAAAAUAGCAGUCGGUUAAUUAAAAUCUUAGUUUUAUUAAACAACAACUCACUUUAUUUCUGCUUUAAUGUGUUUGUUAGACCUACCAACGUUUAUUUCAUUUAGUUGAGAACGGGUUAAACUUUAGAGGGUCAGAGGACUUAUUUUACCGUACGGUGAAGGUUUAUACUAGAAUAAUUUAGUUUUUUAUUAUUUCCAGUGUUGGGAGUAACGCAGUACAAAUGUAAUUAAUUACUGUAAUGCAUUGCUUUUUGCUGUAAUGUGGUAAUGUAAGGCAUUACAGGGAAAAAAAUGGUAAUAUUUACUCAGUACAGUUGUCAGUAAUGCGGUAAUUACAAUGCAUUUUUAAACCCAGAAUCAAGAUGUGGGUUUCCUAAAAAUUCUAAUUGCGGGAAGCCUGAAAAAAGAUCCGGUAUCCACAUAUAUGACGUCAUUUAUGGACUCAGCUUUGCAGGCAUUCUAUGAGCAGAGAGGACGCAGCGGUAACGGCUCAAAUACUCCAGCUGCGUCCUGCGCGCGGCCGCUGUUAUAUUCACAAAAUCGCUCUGCCAAAACAAAGUCAUUCGUUUGUGAUCGUUUAUAUCAGCCCAUAUUCUCUGGUACUUCAUGUACUUUUCAGCUGAGUUCAUAAUCUGUGCCCCGGUGAUUUCAACUCAUUGCUGCAGGAGCGCAGCGCAGAUGAAGCUUUUAUUUUUAUUUUUUUGUGUUCGGUAGAUCCAUUUGGCUGAUUAGUUAGAAAGUAGGAAAUCUAGGAAACAGUUUUUCUGGAAGACGGAGAAAACAUGCAGCAUGCAGGAAGGUUAGAGAAAGGGCCGGAAAUUAUUCAAAUAAAAUCUAGAAAACAAAACAAAGUGCUUGAAAAGAAAAAGAGUAGGUAGAUUUAUCCCCGAUACACAUUUUUACCAGUGAAAAGCAAUAAUAUAUAAGCAUUUAAUAUUUAUACAUGUGAUAGAAUCAGAUCACCCCAGAAGUCAGUCCCACAUCCAGGGCCGUAUCAAGGCAUUUGGGGACCAAGGCAAAUAUAGGCUUGGAGCCCCCACCACCUCACUCCCUGCUCAGUUAAUCUAAGAUGGCAGCGUGCUGAGAGUACAGAUUGUUGUUGCUUUUAUUUAAUAAACAAUCAUUUUAAAGCAC
This is a messenger RNA of Nothobranchius furzeri (turquoise killifish), 8093 nucleotides long. It is a transcript of the gene slc39a14, whose product is annotated as solute carrier family 39 member 14. The record is from RefSeq and is a predicted model, not a curated record. Gene Ontology annotation, molecular function: zinc ion transmembrane transporter activity; monoatomic cation:bicarbonate symporter activity. Lineage: Eukaryota; Metazoa; Chordata; Actinopteri; Cyprinodontiformes; Nothobranchiidae. Gene Ontology annotation, biological process: intracellular monoatomic cation homeostasis; zinc ion import across plasma membrane. Gene Ontology annotation, cellular component: plasma membrane.